Molecule: messenger RNA, 2036 nt
Organism: Caenorhabditis sp. 36 PRJEB53466
Lineage: Eukaryota; Metazoa; Nematoda; Chromadorea; Rhabditida; Rhabditidae
Source: the annotation of a GenBank genome assembly
AUGAAGAAGCCGACGGACUAUUCGAUGCUCUGGCGGACGACCCAAUUGAAAAUGACUCUGAUGGGCACUUUUGAAUUCUCGCGAUUAAUCGUCGCCGACGUCACACUUUCCAUAUUUUUGUACCAUUUUGUGUCGCCCGAAAUCGAUUGGACCGUCGACGAAUUCUGGAAAAACACUGGCCACGUGGCAGAUAAUCUCAACGGGGUACGGUAUAUAGUUUAAAGGCGCAAUAACCGGGGAAAUUGUGGAGAAAGUCGAUUUUUAAGGGAGAACUAUGUCUUGAAGCAAAAUAAAAAGAUUUAAAGGCGCAUGCAGUAAUCCUGGAAAGAUUUUUCAUUGCAAAAUCGAUUUACAGACAAUAACGUGGCUGCGGAGCAACCCGGCUGGCCUUAAAUUGAACACGCCCGUCAACGAAACACUUGCCUGGUUCUUCACUUAUCACAUUUAUUUGUGGACCAGUACGUUUCCUGAAAACAUUUAAAAACUUGAAAAUUCGAUUGCAGCGUUCAUUGGAUUCCUCCGAUCGGACACCUUUUUCCGUGUCAUCUUCUACUCGCUCCUCGCCGGAUUUUCCACUUUCGGAGCACUUAUCUACGAUUUCUCGCAGAUUUUCUUCCUCCAUUUCAACUGUUUCGACGCCUACGCAACCAAGUACGCCACUGUGAAUUUUUUUGAAAAUGCUAAGAAUCAAUUUGCAGACUGUGUCACCUGUGCUAUCACACUUUGACCGUAUUGUGGAGUAUUGUGCGAGGAAAGAAAUGGAAUCCGUUGAGAGAGAGAAAAGAUACGGUGCGUACAAUAUUUGAAACAAAAAGAUUACACUCAACUUUUUUUUUACUGUUUCAUUAAAAGUAAAUAGAUUUUAUUUUGAAAAUUACUUACCUAUUUAUUGAAUCGUGCUAUUGAAUUGGACUUAUUUAAAGAACCAGGGAACCCUGCGAGUUCACUGUCCGAGUCCCAACUCUCAUAAACGCCUGAAAACGGAACAGCGCGCAGUUAAAGUCAUGACCAUGGCCUAGAAAACUCCUAGGCCAUGGGAUCUCAAUUCUCAGACGUAGCCAAUCAUUCACACAAAUUAACAGAUUCUCAAAGUGCAAUUGCCCAGCACUGCUGCCAUCUGUUCCGUUUAUAUGCAUUUCUGAGUGUUGGGACUCGGACAGACACAUUAACUCGCAGGGUUCCCUUUAAAAAAAUGAAACAUUUCCGAAAAAAUCAUAAAAAUCUGACACCGUCUCCACCAAGUGACGUUUUCCUGAAUUCAGUAUUUUUUCUCUUAUUUUAUUUUAACAAAUUUUAACAGCAAAAUUUGUGUUUUUUGCCAGACUAGCCACGAAAAACCGAUAAUUUCUCAUUUAUCUCUCGAUAGACCGAUUGUAUAGGCUAUUACGAAUUUUUUAAGCGCAAGAGCGUCAAAUUUGGUCAAGUUGCAAAUCACAUUUAUCCGUUUAAAUGUUUUUGGCUAAAACUGCGUGAAUUUCAGUUGCUUUUCGGUAAUUUUCGCGGUUCGAGUGCUCAAAAUGCUUGAUUUAUCAUUCUCAAAACCAAUUAUGUCUGAAAACGGUCAAGAAAGCGCAAAAUGAGAAGUGCGGUUUUUAGGCGGCGAUCGGCGGCGAAGGCGAAAAAGCGAAGUCGGCGAAAACUGCGCCAAAACGUCAUUAAUUCUGGGAAUUAGUGUGUUUUCAUGUCGAACAAUCAUUUUUCAUCGCCUUUGACCACAAAAAUCAGAGAAAACGUGCUCAAUUCAUGAAAACGCCAUUUGGCCGAGGCCGCCACGCCCAUAUUGUCAGCUCUGGAGACCGUGAAAUAGACAAUUUCAGGUGAUUCUGGACACGCGACAACAGUUUCUGGCCACCUCGCUCUUCGUCAUUCUCCUCUUCAUUUUCCCCACAAUUCUCGUCUAUUUCCUCGUUUUCCGCGGUCUUCGUUCGCUCGUUUCGGCCGUCCAACGCGGCCUUUUCGCCUUCGCCACGUGGCCAUUUCAAUUGUAUUAUCUCGACGAAAAUGUUAAACUUUUGAACGGGGAUUUCGAUUAUUAA